CCGGCCCCCGCAGGAGGCGGCCGCUCCCUCCUUCCCUCCCUUCCUUCCCUUCGCUCCGCUGCCGGCCCGCGGGCGGCUCGGCGGCCAUGCGGGCGGUACAGCCGCGCUCCCGGCAGCAGACCCUGGCCCUGCGGCGGCAGCUCGUCGGCUCUUCUUGCAAGCUGUUUUUUCCUACUGAUCCAGUGAAGAUCACCAAGGCCAAAGGCCAGUAUAUGUAUGAUGAGAAUGGGAGACAGUACCUUGACUGCAUAAACAAUGUGGCUCAUGUUGGACACUGUCACUCUGAUGUAGUAAAGGCAGCCCAUGAACAGAAUCAGUUGUUAAAUACAAAUUCUCGUUACCUUCAUGACAACAUGGUUGAUUAUGCAGAGAGACUUUCAAAAACACUACCUGAGAAAUUAUGCAUCUUCUAUUUUUUGAAUUCUGGGUCUGAAGCCAACGACCUUGCCCUGAGACUGGCACGGCAGUACACAAAACACCAGGAUGUGAUUGUCUUAGACCAUGCUUACCAUGGACAUCUGACAUCUUUGAUUGACAUAAGCCCAUAUAAAUUCAGAAAUCUAGAAGGACAAAAGGAAUGGGUCCACGUGGCUCCUGUUCCAGACACAUACAGAGGACUUUAUAGAGAAGACCAUGAAGAUCCAGUAACAGCCUAUGCUGAUGAAGUAAAAAAUAUUAUUGAGCAUGCACAGAAGAGAGGCAGAAAGAUUGCUGCAUUUUUUGUUGAAUCUCUACCAAGUGUUGGUGGUCAAAUCAUUCCCCCAGCAGGAUAUUUUCAGAAGGUUGCAGAGCAUGUGCACAAGGCAGGAGGUGUAUUUAUUGCUGAUGAAAUUCAAGUUGGCUUUGGCAGGGUUGGCAGGCACUUCUGGGCAUUCCAGCUUCAGGGAGAGGAUUUUAUACCUGACAUUGUCACUAUGGGGAAGCCAAUAGGAAAUGGGCACCCACUUGCUUGUGUAGCAACAACAAAAGAAAUCGCAGAAGCUUUUGCGGCCACAGGAGUGGAGUAUUUUAAUACAUUUGGUGGGAACCCUGUUUCAUGUGCCAUUGGAUUAGCUGUGUUGGAUGUAAUUGAGAAGGAACACCUUCAGGCUCAUGCCACAGAGGUAGGCAACUUCUUGAUGAAGACACUCAAGGAGCAGCAAAUCAAGCAUCCCAUCAUUGGUGAUGUCAGAGGUUGUGGCUUAUUCAUUGGAGUGGAUUUAAUCAAGGACCAAGCAGAAAGGACUCCAGCCACAGCAGAAGCAGAGGAACUAAUAACAAGACUUAAGGAAAAAUAUAUUCUACUGAGUACAGAUGGGCCAGGAAGAAAUGUGCUGAAAUUCAAGCCCCCGAUGUGUUUUAGUAUGGAGGAUGCAAAAUUUGUUGUGGAGACAAUUGACCAAAUACUAACAGAUAUGGAAAAAGAAUGUCUGAGCCAAAAGAAAACAACUGUUUGUUCCACCUGAGCAGGUAUUUACCUAUAGCCACCCAGUACUACUUACAAGCCAACUUCUAAACAUAACUUCAGAAGCACUGUGAGAAUAAAGCUUCCUCUGAGAUGCUUUUACUCAAAGUUUGCAGGAAUUUCUGGGAAUCUCCAGGCAUGGACCACACUUGUGGUGGCAUUCACAACUGCCCUCCAUCACUCUGACCCUCCCAGCAGCACUGUGUGCAUCACUUGGUGUAAGCAAGGGCCAACAUGUCCCAGACAUGACUGUCUCUAGAGCAUGCAAAUGACUGCACAUCCACACAAACAGCUUUUCUGCUUGCUGCUCAGUGCCUUCAGGCUCCACCUGCAUAACCACUUCUCAGCAGAUCUCCCCUUAAGUGUCAUUUCAGGUUCACAGCUGGCAUCUCAUCCUUCAGGAUCCAUUCACCCCUAGACUCAAAAGUUUGUGGGUAUCAGAGUAAGAUUGGUCUUGUUUAGUCUUCAAAGCCUUGUUAUGUCUUCAUCUGUUGAGAUCCCUCAGUAGGUUGCCAAGAGAACAUCUAGCUGCAACUCAGUUUGCUGCACACCCAUGAGCACAGUGUAACUCACAGUUAACACCUUGGUACACUUAGUACUUCUCCAAACUUCUCUGACUAAAAGACACCCACAUGUUUGGUAGAACUCUGGAUAGCUGGGCAGGAGUGCACCUAAUGUGGUCAUUGUGAGCAGUGGAAUCACCUGUGACCUCAACCACCAUGAGAUUCACAGUGCUAUGGCCCUGAGCUAAGGAGAAAUAUGGUUUUAGUUCAAUGUAUAUUAGUAUAGCAGGCACAAGAGAAAUGUGUUAAUAUUUUAUUUAGCAAGUUAAUGGAAAGACAUACAGCUGUUUAUACUACUUAUUCUUAGGAACAGAAAGAUUACUGAACAGUGCCAGUGCAAAUUAGAGGCCUAAUGACUUAAUGUACUUAUCUGUGAUCUAAACUAAGCAAGAAAAAUGCCUUUAUUUUCUACAGGAAACCAAGAAUGCAAAAAGCCUCUUACUAAGUACAGUACUAGUAAGACACUUACAUAUAAUGUAAGCGAAAGUGAGGCAAUGGAGUAAUUUCUUUUAAUGAUACUUUUACAAAAAAACCCAUAACAUUAUUUUCUUUCCAUAGGUUUCAAACAAUGUUCAAGAUCUACUACUAAGAAACAUUAUUCUACUAUAAUAAUGCACAUUUAAUCUUCAUCCUAGCAUGUCUUAGACCAGAUAAGUCACCUCUGAUUUUUGUUUUCAUUUUUCUUGUUUUUAGUAAAAGCUCUAGGAGAAAUAAAUUUUACAAGAGCUUGUCUCAACUCUGGCAGUGUGGAAUUAGCUUUUAUUUAAAACUGCAUAUCUAAAACUGAUUCUAAAGGAGGAUUUUUCUAAUGGCCACUACAAAAUACAUUUGCUAAAUUUGUGUACUUUCAGGUUAUGACUUUUUCAAAUCAGGAUGAGCCAAUGGGUGUUCUGAUAUUUUCAGGUCUUCAGCUAUCUUUGCAAACACCAUUCCAGGUGCCAGUACACCCAGUCCUUGCCAGGACUCUGAUGAGUUUCAGCAGCCAGUGUCAGAACAAGGUCCCUAAGUAGCACUGUAUUCAACAAACACUCUCAAGCCACCAGUUAAAGUCAAAAACUUCAGUUCCAAAUUCCUGACAUCAAACACAUGAGGGACAGACAGCUGAGGGCUACGGCUCCCAAACCACUUCUUACAAACACAGUCUGUCCUCGAGAAAUACCCAAGUAGGAUUAGUAAAUUAAGAGGAGUUUACAGCCAUAAGCAACAACCUUGUGCACAAGCCUUCACUUUCACCAGGCAGUUCUUUGUAUCACAAACUUUUCAUGCAAAGAAGAAAGGGAAAAGCCAGCUCUGCAUUUAAGUACCAGUAUCCUCAGUUCCUGCCUAAGGCCACAUCACCUGGUAAGGAAGCAUUACCUGAGCACCUACUUACAAAAACCACCACAACACCACCAGCUGACAAACUCUUGCUAGGACACUACCAGCCACAAGGCCUGCAGCACUAUGGCCCUGCUACCAUGCACUUUUCCCACCGGAGGGCCAAGUGCUUGCUAGAAAAAUAUUCUGCUACCCCUUAUUUCACAGAAAAAAAAAUAUUCAAAGUAUGUAAUAAAGUAUUUAAAU
Molecule: messenger RNA, 3570 nt
Organism: Zonotrichia leucophrys gambelii
Lineage: Eukaryota; Metazoa; Chordata; Aves; Passeriformes; Passerellidae
Gene: PHYKPL
Product: 5-phosphohydroxy-L-lysine phospho-lyase
Exons: 12
Coding region: 87-1445 (452 amino acids)
Molecular function (GO): pyridoxal phosphate binding; transaminase activity
Source: RefSeq, a predicted model, not a curated record